AGUUGACACACAACUUUCCUUUAUCCAACUACUCGACUCCAAAACCAUUCCUUUAUAAAUAUCCAAAAAAAUUUAAAAGAAAAAGCUGCCCAAUCAAAUCCACCUCCAAGAGCUCAAUUUUGGAGGAGUAGCCAAAAAAAAAAAAAAUGCAUGCAAAUUUUCUCAUCCCCAUUAGUUUGGGACCCCAAAUUGGCUCGCUACGCACAGUCCUACGCCAACAAACGGCGUGGGGAUUGCGCCCUCCGCCACUCCAGCGGACCUUACGGCGAAAACAUCUUCUGGGGCAGCGGCAAUGCCUGGACUCCAGCACAGGCCGUCGCCGAUUGGGUAUCGGAGCGCAAAUGGUAUAGUUAUUGGGCAAAUUCUUGCGUGGAAGGUGAACUAUGUGGUCAUUAUACUCAGAUUGUGUGGCGGUCGACACGGCGGAUUGGGUGCGCUAGAGUCUGUCUCUUAUACACAUCUAGAUGUGUAUAA
Molecule: messenger RNA, 474 nt
Organism: Benincasa hispida (wax gourd)
Lineage: Eukaryota; Viridiplantae; Streptophyta; Magnoliopsida; Cucurbitales; Cucurbitaceae
Product: pathogenesis-related protein PR-1-like
Cellular component (GO): extracellular region
Source: RefSeq, a predicted model, not a curated record